AACUCAUACUAUUACAAGCUAAGUCAAUGCACGUGCAGUACUCACCAAAGAGCCAAUCGUCUAACUUCAUGGAUACACUCGAGCUCGAGCAGAAUGAAAUGAUGUUAUGAAAUGAAAAUUCACAUCCUAUCACAAAUACUACUCUUCACCUACAUAUUCAAACACCUUGAUAAAAUCCACCCUCACCGAAUGUAUAAGAAUGAUUUUGGAAGAAUUGGAUUCAAAUUGCAAUUUAAAGUUGGCACUGCAACAACGUGAGUGAGAAUUUGCAAAAACUGAAAAUGGAAAGUUGGGAUUUCUCACAUUUUGACGAUUACAUUCUCGACGAAGAACAAAGUGAAAGUGAAGAAACUUGUAAAAUUGUGGUGCCCAGGAUAUUGGCCGAUUGCUACCGAAUAGGAUCAACAGGCAACGUUUUCCACCGAGCCAUCCGAAAAGGCAACGAGAGAGAAAUUCAAGCAGUGCUGGACGUUUACAAUGCAGAUUUUGACAAGAUUAGCAAUUAUUUGGUGAAAAAUAUCAAUGGGAUCGGGAUGAUAAUAUUUGGAUGAGGAAAACUAAUUUGAUAGCAAUAGACGAAGACAGUUGUCGAAAGUGUAAGGUCCUGGAAGAGAGUUCAGUUGAUGUUGGCCAAGAUUUGGAGUGCGCAAUUUUCGUUGUGCUGAAGUGUCCCAUCAACGAUGAAGAAGUUGCUGUUUUGCAUCCCACUGAGGAAAAUCGGAUCGAUUUGUUUCGAUUGGUUCGAGAGCUUCUUCCCAAUGGAUGUCUUUCGUGGGAUUAUCCCGGACUGCAGACGGAUCCGAAUGGGAAAAAUGAAACAUACGUCGAGACGGCUGCUUCUUGUGGAAAGCAUGAUUUGAUAACACGAUUGUACGAGCUUGGAGCUGCACUUGGUGUGCCAGGACACAAUGCGUUGGUGGCUGCUUGUAAAACGCAUCAAGCCCAAACAAUUCGCUGGCUGCUGACUGAGCAUUUCGAUCAUUUCGAUUUCACGCAAAGAAACGAAUCCCAAAUAAAUGGAUUUCACAUUCUUCUGGAAAGGAACAAACACGAAAUGGUAGAUUUUGUGUUGCAGAAAAUGAUCGACUACAGGAAGAAGCAUCUCAACGAAACAGAAUCGCAAGCAUUCAAUAACAUUUUUCACUACGAAGAGUACGACAGUUCAUCGACGCUAACUCUGGUGAGAGCGGGUCCAGCUCGUAAAAUAGUUGAAGAGUAUAUUGUGAGGUACAAACUAGAUUUAUCCUACCAGUUCAAAAAUGUGACAAUCUUACGUUGUCUACUGAGUAGAAACUUGGCUUUGGACUAUUGUUGGGAAACGAUUCGGAGUAAUCCAAAGCUCUUGGGGCUGUCUGUGAAUGAAGAAUCCACAAUGGUACACGUGUGCAUUGAAUAUGGACACUUGGACAUCCUAAAAGAAAUGUACGAGGCCCAUCCGGAAGUUAAACGGUAUUUUGAAACCGAUGGCAGUUUUGGUUGUCUACAAGCGCGGUGUUUCGAAAAGCGCCACGAAGCAGUUGUGUUUAUACUAGAGAACCAUAAUAGAUUUUUCCUGAAAGAUUUGAACAAAAUGAAAGAACUGAUUUCAAACAUCCACUAUAAUCAGGAUGUUUAUGAUAUUGCUAAAGAAUUAUUGAUUACUUAUUUGCCAUCGCUUCGAGCUGAAUUGGAUGAGGAAAAGGAGAGAGAACCGGUGUUUUAUCCUGGAGAUGAUUUGAAAGCUGCAUUUUGGAAGUACAACUUGGAGUUUGAAGGAUCUAGAAUCAGAGCAAAUGAUCCGACGCAAUCGUUGAGCUCCGUACGAGGCUUCAAAGGCGUAACCCUGCUUCAUUACGCGGUGGAUAAGAAUAAGAUAGAAUUGUGCCGUGUUCUCAUGGAUUCCGGCUGCGACAUUGAUGCAGUAGAUGACGAGGGGAAUCAUCUCAUCCACUUUGUGAAAAGUAUUGAAAUGCUUGAUUUUAUCAUCGAAAGGUAUCCUAGUGGACGAUCCUUAACACAUCGCACCAACACACACGGUCAAACUAUUUUGCAUCGGAUUUUCUCCUUUUACAUGAAUUCUGAACCAUUGAAUGCACUGAUGGAAAAAAUCAUUUCCUAUGGCGCGGAUGUCAACCUAAAGGAUAACAGUGGAGAAUCAAUUGCAUUUUUAAUAGCAAGUGAUAAUCAGCUGGUGAUUCUUGAAAAGUAUAACCUCGACUUGGAAGUUGUUAAUAACGCCGGUGAAUCGGUCCUGGAAAGACACCUGAACUAUCGACACGUUUGGUUAGCACAAGCUUUACUGCGUCGUCUUCACGAACGUCCCUCGUUCAAAGACCAUGCCCACAAAUACCUGGAACCGUUCAUGUUCAGCAAUCGUGAUUUUUUCAGCUGUGAUUAUCAACCUUUCCUAGAAGGUAAUCCUGAAACAACCAAACUUAUUUUUGACUCGGUUUACAAUCACUCCCGAGAGGAAGCCUCGCGACUGUUCUGCAAAGCUUGUGGCAGUGCCCACACAUUCAUUACGGAGAAGUUUCUCGAGUUCGAUUACGACUUGGACUACAACUAUCAAGAUCAAGAUGGUUACACACCCAUCAUUGGUCUCCUCAGCUAUAUGGAAGAACCCAACCAACAUCUAGUGAAACAAGUGCUUGGAAAAGGCGUUGAUUUGGAACUUCGCAACAGCUGGGGAAGAACUGCCCUGCUGAUGUUUGUGGAUCGGUUUGGAUCAGCGAAGUGGUAUGGCCAUGAUGUAGGCACGGUAGAACUGCUUCUGGACCAUGGUGCGUCGAUCGAUAGCUGCGACAGUGAAAACGGAAAUACUGCUCUUCAUUACGCAUUCCAGAAUAAUGAUUUUUAUGUUGCGGAAGUGCUGAUUAGGCGUGGAGCAAAUCUGACGGUUGAGAACAACGAAGGCAAGAAGCCACUGGAAAUGGCCUCUGGACCGAUCUAUGAACUGAUCAAAUUCAUCGAAUGAGAAAAUUGGACUGAUGGAAUUCUGUUGAUUUGAGGUGCAAUAAAAAUAUUGGAAACACUACUUAACUACGG
Molecule: messenger RNA, 3024 nt
Organism: Aedes aegypti (yellow fever mosquito)
Lineage: Eukaryota; Metazoa; Arthropoda; Insecta; Diptera; Culicidae
Exons: 2
Coding region: 548-2953 (801 amino acids)
Molecular function (GO): protein binding
Source: RefSeq, a predicted model, not a curated record